AUGUCGACAUCUCAACCCCGUCGAGUGUCGCUUGACCCCGAGUUGCAGACUGAAGUGAUCACGGCGCUAAAGAACUUCUAUGAAUUCCUCACGAAACUCCCCUGGUUGCAACCCGACGAUGUCUUGGAGCCGCCAAAACAAGGCUGGCCAAACAUCAAUACCGAAAACUUCGCCCCGUUUCAAAAGAAUGAAGCAGUAAUUGAACUGCUCAAACACUUACCAUACAUUCGCAUGGACGGCCCAUGCCAUGAUUACAAGCUAGUCUGGUCUACCUACCCGUGCGAUUACCGGCGCGAUUAUUUCCAAAUCGUGCAUCCUGAAAUCGGAUGCUGGGAGAUACCCGAUACGUCAGCACGAGAUUUCAAGUUCCCUGAAUGGGUCGUCCCCCUUACGUAUGGGAAAGUGCACGGCCAGUACAUUAUGCUAGACACUACAGAUGUCUAUGGACCCGACGAUCCCCGAGCAUGGCGCAAUGAGUGUGAAAAUCCAGGCAGUACUGCGCGCCUCGGUGACAUAUUGAACCUGUGGAAGAAUGAUUACUUCCAUCUGCGCAUCAUUGGCCAGGCGAGCGGAACUGAACCGCGUUUGCAUAUCGAGAGUUCGGACGCAGAAUAUAAGGAAUUACGCGAGCUUAUGCUUCGCUACGGAUGGCCCGAUAACUUUGACCGCGAGGGCUGCAGGAAUGCUAUGCUGGAGUGAGACUGGAACAGAUUACGGCGAAGAUGUAAUGAAGUGCCGAGCAGCAAACGAACGAUUCCAAAUUCUACCUUGAUGUUGUAAUCGUCGC
Parastagonospora nodorum SN15 is the source of this 787-nucleotide messenger RNA. RefSeq lists its product as hypothetical. The coding region runs from base 1 to 699 and encodes 232 amino acids. Lineage: Eukaryota; Fungi; Ascomycota; Dothideomycetes; Pleosporales; Phaeosphaeriaceae. The transcript has 3 exons. The record is from RefSeq and is a predicted model, not a curated record.